CUAUCGUUAUUUUUGUUAUUUUGUGAUAUUUUUUUUGCUUGGAGCCAUUGCCCAUUGUUACCCUAAAUUAUCCCUGUAAAUCCCCUGCAUCGUCCUUUCAAAAUGGCUGAAGAUUUAACACACGUGAAAGGAAAGGAUCUUAAAGAUUUAAAGGUAGUGGAAUUAAAAAAAGAGCUGCAUGAGAGAGGCUUGAGCAUAACUGGAAACAAAAGUGACCUAAUUGCUCGACUUGAAGAGUAUCUAUUGAAACAAGGAGAUGACCAGGAAGAGAUUGAGGUUGAAGUAGGUGUGUUUGACAGUGAGAUUGAAAAUAUUGGAGGUGAUCUGGAACAAGAAAUAAGUGAAGACACAUUUGAUGAACAAGAUAGUGGAGCAGAAUCUAAGAAUGAGCAGUCAGAUGAAAAGACUGACAUACCAACUGAGAAUAUCCCACCAUCAACUGAUGAUCUAGUCAAAGUAGAAGAAAAUUUGAAUUUUAUCAAAACUGUUGAGAAGCCGAAAACGAUUUCAUUAGACUUGCCAAAAACUGACAAAGAGAGGAAGAUAGACAGACAACAGAGGUUUGGUGUUCCAUUAAAUGAAAAACAAAAGAAACUAGCAAGGGCAGAGAGAUUUGGUGGUGGUGGUGGAAGUAAUGAAAGUCAGAAAAAUGACGUUUUUACAAAAGAUUCACCAGAUAUAGAAAAGUUAUCAAAGCGAGCUGAACGAUUUGGAGCUGUUUCUCCCAUUGUGACCAAGACUGUUGAAGAAGAUAAAAUAAAGAAGAGAAAAGAAAGAUUUGGUGUUUCAACAUCGGGCUUGUCUUCUGAUGUCGAGGCAAGGAAAAAGAUGCGGGCAGAUAGGUUCAAACAAGCUUAAUUCGAAAUCAACUGGGUAAAGCUACAUGCAACUACUGUCCGCACCCUGUAUUUAUUCUAUGUGCAAGAGUACAAAGUUUCAUCCGCAUUAUUUUAUAUUAAUUUAACGCAAACACUUCGAACUAUUUCAGUGGUCAAUAUGCGUUUCAUAAGUUAUAUCACUUACUGUAAUGACUGCAUCUAUAGCAAAAUAUAGUUUCAGGAUACAGUAACCAGCCUGUCAAUUUAGUCUUGCUACAAUUAUUCAUUUUUUGAAAAUUGUUUGCUUUAAAACCUAAUACUA
Molecule: messenger RNA, 1140 nt
Organism: Dendronephthya gigantea
Lineage: Eukaryota; Metazoa; Cnidaria; Anthozoa; Malacalcyonacea; Nephtheidae
Product: SAP domain-containing ribonucleoprotein-like
Exons: 10
Coding region: 103-858 (251 amino acids)
Biological process (GO): poly(A)+ mRNA export from nucleus
Cellular component (GO): nucleus
Source: RefSeq, a predicted model, not a curated record